Messenger RNA from Malassezia vespertilionis, 1263 nucleotides. RefSeq names its product pyruvate kinase (gene PYK1). Gene Ontology annotation, biological process: glycolytic process. Gene Ontology annotation, cellular component: cytoplasm. The transcript has 2 exons. The record is from RefSeq and is a predicted model, not a curated record. Lineage: Eukaryota; Fungi; Basidiomycota; Malasseziomycetes; Malasseziales; Malasseziaceae. Gene Ontology annotation, molecular function: magnesium ion binding; pyruvate kinase activity; potassium ion binding. Bases 1 to 1263 code for a protein of 420 amino acids.
AUGCACGUCAAUGUUGAGGAAGGCCACGAGUUUAUUGUCACCACAGACGAGAAAUACGCGGACAAGUGCUCUGCAGAGCACCUGUACAUUGACUAUAAGAAACUGCCACAGAUGGUCAAGCCCGAUCGCAUCAUCUACAUCGACGAUGGUAUUCUUGCUCUACGUGUGCUCUCCAUCGAAGGUACCGACGUGCACGUUGUGUCGAUAAACAACGGCACGCUGUCCUCGCGCAAGGGCGUGAAUCUGCCGCUGACCGAAGUUGACCUGCCCGCCGUCUCAGACAAGGACAGGCGCGAUCUAGAGUUUGCUCGCGAGCACCAGCUUGAUAUGGUAUUUGCCUCUUUCAUCCGCAGCAAGAACGACAUUAUCACUAUUCGCGAGAUUCUCGGCGAGAAAGGCGCGCAUAUCCGUAUCAUUGCCAAGAUCGAAAAUCAUCAAGGCCUGCAAAACUUUGACGAAAUUCUCGACGCCGCGGAUGGGAUUAUGGUUGCCCGUGGCGAUUUGGGCAUCGAGAUCCCCGCCCCACAGGUGUUCUUGGCGCAGAAGAUGAUUAUCUCGCGGUGCAAUAUUGUCGGCAAGCCAGUCAUUUGUGCUACGCAGAUGCUGGAGAGCAUGACGGUGAACAACCGUCCGACGCGUGCCGAAGUAUCCGAUGUCGCAAACGCUGUUGUAGAUGGAGCAGAUUGUGUCAUGCUUUCCGGCGAGACGGCCAAGGGCAUGUACCCGACCGAGGCGGUCAAAAUGAUGGCGGAAACCACAUACAUUGCCGAGCAGACACUUGCUUACCAAGCUUUGUUCAAUGAGAUGCGUGCACUGACGCGAGUGCCGACCAACACGAACGAGACGAUAGCGCUUGUCGCUGUAUCGGCCAGUCUGGAGCAGAAGGCUGGUGCGAUUCUGCUCAUGUCGACAUCUGGAAACACGGCGCGUCUUGUGAGCAAGUACAAGCCGCAAUGCCCAAUCCUGAUGGUAACGCGAAAUGCGUAUACGGCGCGCAGCUGCCACUUGUACCGCGGCACCUAUCCAUUUCACUACCCGCUGCCCCACCCGGACCACAAUUCCAAAUGGCAGGAAGACGUGGACAACCGCGUCAAGUUUGGCCUCUCCGAAGCACUUAAGCUCCACAUUAUCCGCAAGGACGAUGUGGUGAUUGCAAUCCAGGGAUGGCGCGGCGGUAAGGGCCACACCAAUUCGCUCCGUAUUUUGACCGUGCCGUCGUCCACGGAAGGAUACAUGUUGGAGGAUACUACUGCGACUGUCUAG